CCCUUUAUUUUUCCCCUUCUCAUAACAGGGUCCUCUGAGAAGAAAGAGUCAUCCAUUGGCGAUUUGUCGGCUCUGGACUUAAAAACGGGUAUUGAGAUCACUGAAGCAUUGCGGUUACAGAUGGAAGUUCAGAAACAGCUACAUGAACAACUUGAGAUUCAAAGAAAUCUGCAGCUGCGUAUAGAAGAACAAGGGCGAUAUCUCCAGGAGAUGUUUGAAAAGCAAUGCAAGUCGAUUCCGAGUAUUGAGUUGGUAAAGGCCUCGUCAUCCAUAGCUGAGGAUGCCUCUGCACAGUCGACAGAUGCAGUUCAACGCUCCUCAAACAAAAAUGAUCCAGGAGUGCCACCAGGCAAUCCUCAAGAAGCAGGAGAUUAUGUAACUCAAAAGGUGGGGGAGAAGCAGAAAGAGCAAGAAAGAGAUCUUGAAAAUCCUGAGACAAAUAUUUCGAGCUCAUCAAAUACACCACCAAAGAAUCAUGCUAAACUGGAUGAAUAAUCUUAUGCAGUUCAGAAACCUUUUGGUAGGAUAUUAAGUUCCUAUUGAUGUUUGGAACAUCAGAUUCUUGAGUAAACCAGCUUUAACAUUUUUGGUAUCCCUCCCAUAGAUUAUUCAGAUGGGCCUGGUUUGUCCUCUGCUUCAACAUCCAUGAUAAAGAAACAUCAGGAUUAUCCUUUUGUAUAUGGUGUUUUAAAGAGAGAUUCUUGGAAGAAUUGAGGAAUUAUAGAUGGUCUUUAAAGCUGCAUUUGUAGCACUCCUGAUGUGUAAUUCUCUGUUAAUUAGCAUUUGAGAUACUAAGAUUAUGCACCCGCGUCUAAUGUAUAUAUUGUUGGGUAAUGCCAAUAUCCUGCCUAUGGCGAGGCCCAGGUGAAGGGAUAGACGGGUCAAGGUCAUGGUUGAAUAUGGUGCCUGCUUGGUAGGCUUCGUUAAAAAAAUAAAGUUGCUCCUUUGU
Messenger RNA from Nicotiana tabacum (common tobacco), 949 nucleotides. NCBI's taxonomy places the organism in Eukaryota, Viridiplantae, Streptophyta, Magnoliopsida, Solanales, Solanaceae. The record is from RefSeq and is a predicted model, not a curated record.